Chenopodium quinoa (quinoa) is the source of this 3353-nucleotide messenger RNA. Its product is annotated as probable LRR receptor-like serine/threonine-protein kinase At1g06840. The record is from RefSeq and is a predicted model, not a curated record. NCBI's taxonomy places the organism in Eukaryota, Viridiplantae, Streptophyta, Magnoliopsida, Caryophyllales, Amaranthaceae. The coding region runs from base 293 to 3139 and encodes 948 amino acids. Gene Ontology annotation, biological process: protein phosphorylation. The transcript is spliced from 20 exons. Gene Ontology annotation, molecular function: protein kinase activity; ATP binding; protein binding.
GGUGACUGACUUGGUCAAUUACUAUACAUGUUUCCUUAAUAUUUCAACUGUCAUUACAUCACAUCACAUAAACCAAAAUAAUAAUAUCAAAUUAUCUUUCAUUGGGAAGGUGGGAAAGUGGACAUUUUAAUGUAGUAUGACAAUCUUUAAGUCCAUUAAUUCUAUGUUUAUUAUUGUAUUAUUACAUUUUCCAACUUAGCCUGUUGGGUUCGGGCUGUCGUCGUCGUCGUCGUCGUCGGCUAAAGUUUCUGAUUGAUUGUUUGAGAUUGAGUUUGAUUUUUGAAGGGAAGAUAUGAAGUGGGUAUGUCAAGAAUUGGAGAUGAAGAGCAUUUGGCUACUGCUGUUGGCAGUUUGUCUGUGUCUGUCAAUUGGAGUUCAGGCUCAAGUUACUGAUCCUACUGAAGUUAGCGCUUUGAAAGAAAUAAGAAGAAAUUUGGUUGAUCCAAUGAAGAACUUAAGCAACUGGGACCGGGGAGAUCCUUGCUCAUCUAAUUGGACAGGCAUUAUUUGCUACAACAAGACAUUGAAUGAUGGUUAUAUGCAUGUACAGGAACUGGAACUCCUGAAUAUGAAUUUAUCAGGAUCAUUGUCACCAGAACUUGGAAACUUAACCUACUUGAAAAUUUUGGACUUUAUGUGGAACAAAAUAAGUGGGAGCAUACCAAAGGAGAUAGGAAACAUCAAAACAUUGGAACUCUUGCUCGUGAACGGAAACCAGCUGACAGGUCCCUUGCCAGAAGAGCUUGGAUAUCUUCCUAAUCUAAACCGUAUACAGAUUGAUCAAAAUAAGAUCUCAGGGGAGCUACCUAAAUCAUUUGCAAACUUGAAUAAAACAAAGCACUUCCAUAUGAAUAACAAUUCUAUUAGUGGUCAAAUUCCUCAUGAACUAUCAAGACUGCCAGCACUUGUUCACUUUCUGCUAGACAAUAACAACCUUUCAGGUCAUCUUCCCCCUGAGUUCUCUGAACUGCCCAACUUGCUGAUCAUCCAACUUGACAACAAUCACUUUGAUGGGACUACUAUUCCAGCAAGCUAUAGCAACAUGUCUAAAUUGUUAAAAAUGAGUCUGAGGAACUGUGGAUUACAAGGAGAAAUUCCCGACCUGAGCAAAAUACCACAACUAAGUUAUAUAGACCUCAGUUCAAAUCAGUUGAGUGGCUCCAUACCAUCUAACAAGUUUUCAGAUAAUAUGACCACUAUCAUUUUGUCAAACAACAGUCUUACUGGAAAUAUACCUGUCAACUUUUCGAAACUGCCUUUUAUUGAGAGACUGUCACUUGCAGAUAAUAAACUGAAUGGUUCCGUCCCUGCUACUAUUUGGGAAAAUAGAACUUUAACAAAUGGUCACAAGCUUAUCUUAGAUUUUGAGAAUAAUAUGCUGUCAAGCAUUUCAGGGAGUACCAACAUUCCGCCAAAUGUUACACUUCACCUUGAAGGGAAUCCUUUGUGCUCAAGGGCAAACUUGGACCGCUUUUGUGGUUCAAAUCAAGAUGGAAUUGAAAGCGAAAUCCCUAAAAUUCCUGUUUCUUGUCCAAGUCAAGCAUGUCCACCAUCUUAUGAGUAUCCACCUGGUCAUCCGGAGUCUUGUGUCUGUGCUGCACCUUUGAUCAUUGAAUAUCGUUUGAAAAGUCCUGGAUUUUUACGUUUUGGACCAUACCAGAAUGGGUUUGAGGAAUACCUAUCAUCUGGUCUCAGAUUAAAUCUUAAUCAGCUAGACAUUAAUUCCAUCAUUUGGCAAGAAGGCCCUCGGCUGAAGAUGUCCUUGAAGCUUUUUCCUGACAACAACUCUCAUGUUUUCAAUAGUAGUGAAGUUCGGCGUAUAUGGAGAAUGUUUACUGGAUGGCAGGUUCCAGAUAAUGAUACUUUUGGUCCUUAUGAAUUGAUUGACUUCACUCUACUGGAUCCUUAUAAGAAAGAUUUUGGUAUGCCUACAUCAAAGUCUGGUGGAGUAAGCGGUGGAGCACUUGCUGGUAUAAUACUUGGGACAUUAGCUUUUGCAGUUACCUUAUCUGCAGCUGUAUCACUUCUUAUUUAUAAAAUAUAUUUAAGGAGGAGGCCCCAUGGAGGUCCAUACAGCCGUCGCCGAGCAGUGUCCAGAAACCCCAUCAAAAUGGAUGGGGUUAAGGGAUUCAGUUAUGAGGAAAUGGCAGUUGCUACCAACAACUUUUCUGAAUCCCAGCAAGUGGGGCAAGGAGGCUAUGGAAAGGUAUAUAAAGGAAUUCUUGCUGAUGGCUCGGUAGUGGCUAUCAAACGUGCACAAGAAGGAUCAUUACAGGGUGACAAGGAAUUUUUUACGGAAAUAGAGUUGCUAUCAAGGCUACAUCAUCGGAAUCUUGUCUCUUUGGUUGGCUAUUGUGAUGAAGAAGGUGAACAGAUGCUGAUUUAUGAAUUUAUGCCUAAUGGAACUUUAAGGGAACAUAUAUCGGCUAAGUGCCAACAACCUCUGAACUUCGCCUCAAGGUUGAGAGUUGCACUAGGUUCUGCCAAGGGGGUCCUUUACUUGCAUACUGAAGCUGAUCCUCCAAUAUUUCAUCGAGAUAUAAAGGCCACCAACAUAUUACUGGACUCCAAAUAUAUGGCAAAAGUUGCUGAUUUUGGACUAUCACGACUUGCACCAGUUCCUGAUAUUGAAGGACUUACCCCAACUCAUGUAUCUACAGUUGUUAAAGGGACACCGGGAUACCUUGACCCCGAGUACUUCUUAACCCACAAGCUGACUGAUAAAAGUGAUGUUUACAGUCUUGGAGUUGUUUUUCUAGAACUUCUGACAGCGAUGCAUCCAAUUUCACAUGGAAAAAAUAUCGUUCGAGAGGUCAAUACGGCAUUUCAGGCUGGUACUAUAUUUUCUGUGAUUGAUGAGCGGAUGGGAUCUUACCCUUCUGAGUGUGUGGAGAAGUUUCUGAAUCUGGCGCUUAGGUGCUGUCAAGACCAGACAGAUGCUAGGCCUACGAUGAUGGAGGUUGUCCGAGAACUGGAAAAUAUAUCAAGUUUGAUGCCAGAAUUUGAAUCUUCAAGUAUGCCUUCAGGAAGCAUUUCUUCACCAAGUUACUCAUCCAAUAUGAGGCACCCAUUCAUCUCGUCUGAUGUCUCUGGCAGUGAUCUUAUUAGCGGAGUUGUUCCUGACAUCAAUCCAAGAUAAAUCCUGAUAAAGGUAUACUUUUUAAGGCCUGUGUAUAGAGGGAUAUUAUUAAGCUCGUUCCGACCAGUUCCAUGUCAAAAUAUAAGUUUUUAUUUGCACUUUUUGCAGUUUAACUUCAAGUUUAUUGAGUUGUAAUAUUUGUGGAACACAAAACUCUUUAAUCUUGUGCAGGUAUAUAUAUGUGUAUGUUUAAAUUUCAUUUUGUUGGCGGAUC